AUGGCAAAGAAUCCCAAGCCUCCUCAGGAUGACGCAGACCUCAGGUCUGACGGAACAUCCUCGAUUACGAAGAAGCCCAAAAGGAAAAACGACAAAGCGACGCAUAGAAAGUGUCUCCGGGUGAUGAGCAAUAUUGAGGAGGAGUUUCAAGAGGUGCUUGGGGAAAGAGAUGGAGAGAACCACGGCCUUUCCCAGUUGCUGGACCAGAUCAAAGCCGAGAAAGCGCAAAAGUCUUCGGAAUUGCAAAUCGCUGUCACGGCAAGGGUUACCGCAUUAGCCGAGCAUCAGAAGCUCCAGCGUGGGAUUUGCCAAUUGCAGCAGCAGCUGGAGUCCACGAACACCGCGCUGCAAGAUCAGGUCCCGUGGAAUGAUAUACAGCUGGUGUUGGAUCAGGCACACGCAGAGCUGGUAUCCGCGACCACUCGAUUCUGGAGCGCAAUCGACGCACUCCAGAACAGACGACUGGCAUCCUAUUUGCCAGGCUCCGGAAUGAUCCAGGAAGAAUGGCCCGAUCAGGGCGGCGCGGGUACGCUUGGCCACGAUAUGCUCCCCAGCAUCUCCCAAUCGAACAAUGACAAUGUCCCGCUUGGUACUCAACAUGAACUACCUACGACCAACUGA
Penicillium arizonense is the source of this 621-nucleotide messenger RNA. RefSeq lists its product as uncharacterized. The record is from RefSeq and is a predicted model, not a curated record. NCBI's taxonomy places the organism in Eukaryota, Fungi, Ascomycota, Eurotiomycetes, Eurotiales, Aspergillaceae. The transcript has 2 exons. Bases 1 to 621 code for a protein of 206 amino acids.